Hyla sarda is the source of this 3061-nucleotide messenger RNA. RefSeq names its product chloride anion exchanger-like. Gene Ontology annotation, biological process: transmembrane transport. The transcript is spliced from 21 exons. NCBI's taxonomy places the organism in Eukaryota, Metazoa, Chordata, Amphibia, Anura, Hylidae. The coding region runs from base 1 to 2481 and encodes 826 amino acids. Gene Ontology annotation, cellular component: membrane. The record is from RefSeq and is a predicted model, not a curated record. Gene Ontology annotation, molecular function: bicarbonate transmembrane transporter activity; chloride transmembrane transporter activity; oxalate transmembrane transporter activity.
AUGUUGCUCAUUGACAAACGGCCCUGCGACGUGCAGGGCUGUUGGAAAGAAGGCAAGGGAAGUUGUCGGGUGUGCUGUGAAGAAGACAAAAGUGGCGCUAGAGCCAGGAAAGAUUGGAAAAUGUUCAACUACCAGGUCAUACUAAAUAGGUUCAGAAAAGGUAAAGGAAAUACAAAUCCUACAGAACCUCAAGAGGAAAAAGUGAAAAUUCCUUUGGAAAAUAAAUAUUUUGUGGCAAGACCAGUCUACUCAGAGGACUCAUUCAGUUCUGAACAUGAAAUAGUGCAAAGACGUCACACCACUAUAUUGGACCAUUUGAAAAGGUCUUGUGGCUGCUCUGCUCAGAAAGCAAAAAGAAUUGUCUUCACUUUUUUCCCUAUUAUAUCAUGGCUUCCUCAAUACACAUUCAAAGAAUGGAUUCUCAGUGACAUUAUUUCUGGGGUCACCACAGGACUUGUAGCGGUUUUACAAGGUUUGGCAUAUGCUCUUCUAACAAAUGUUCCACCAGGAUAUGGACUGUAUGCAGCCUUUUUUCCAGUUGUUGUCUAUUUUUUCUUUGGAACAUCUAGACAUAUAUCUGCUGGUCCCUUUCCUGUUACUUGUUUGAUGGUUGGCUCAGUGGUUACCAAUCUUGUUGCUACUUCAUCCAUAAGUGCUGGCAAUUCCACAACAGCUAAUGCCACUGAUGAAACACUACUAAAUGAACAGAAAGUAAUGGUUGCAGCAUCUUUAACCUUUCUUGUGGGGAUAGUUCAACUGAUUCUCGGAUUUCUGCAGUUUGGAUUCAUAGUCAUAUACCUAUCGGAGCCUUUAAUAAAUGGGUUCACAACAGCUGCUGCCAUUGAAGUUGUGAUAUCACAACUAAAAUAUGUUUUUGGAAUUAAAAUACCUUCAUUUAAUGGACCUAUUGCAAAUUUCAGAGUGCUCCAUGCUAUAUUUUCCCAGUUACGAAUAACAAAUAUUGCUUCUCUUGUUAUAUCAAUUGUUGUAAUGGUUGUAGUAUACAUUGUGAAGGAGAUCAAUGACUAUUUCAAAGCAAAAAUGCCUGUACCUAUCCCAAUUGAAAUCAUUCUGACAAUAAUCGGAACUGGCGUGUCCUAUGCAUUUGAUUUCCAACACAGAUUUGAUGUAAAUAUCGUUGGAACAAUUCAGAGAGGCUUUCAACCUCCUAUACCUCCAAGUGUGUCUGUGUUUCAAGCAAGCAUAGCCAAUUCUAUCUCCACUGGUAUUGUUGGCUUUGCUGUAGCAUUUUCUGUGGCUCAAGUGUAUGCAGUGAAACAUAAUUAUACCAUUGAUGGUAACCAGGAGUUAAUAGCAUUUGGUCUAUGCAACAUAGUAUGUGGAGCAUUCAAAGGAUUUGUUGCAAGUACAUCAUUGGCCAGGUCAUCAGUUCAAGAGAGCUCUGGUGGCAAAACCCAGGUUGCUGGGAUAAUAUCAGGAGUGAUUGUUUUAAUAGUAACACUAGCCCUUGGAUACCUCCUAGAGCCUCUUCCAAAGGCUGUUCUUGCUGCUAUAAUUAUUAUAAACCUGAAAGGAAUGUUGAUGAAGUUUAAUGAAAUUCCAGUUCUGUUCAGAAGAGAUAAGUAUGACUUUGUGGUUUGGGUUGUAACAUUCUGGGCAUCGGUUAUCCUUGGCUUGGAUCUUGGACUUGCUGUAGGUGUUGGAAUAGAGUUAAUAACAGUAGUCCUCCGAGUACAAUUCCCCAAGUAUGCUGUGUUAGCUAGUAUUGCAAGGACAGACAUCUAUAAGGACAGAAAAGACUAUGGUGAUAUAUAUGAGCCAAAGGGAGUGAAAAUUUUCAGAUGUCCGUCUCCUGUUUUCUUUGCCAACAUUGACACCUUCAAGGAGAAGCUUAUAAGUGCUGUUGGAUUUAAUCCAUUGUGGCUGUUUCGAAAACGCAAUAAGGCUCUAAGGAAAAUAACAAAAUUAGUGAAAAAGGGAGAAUUGCGUAUGACGCCGAAAGGUUUGGUGGCAACAUCAAAUGAUUAUGAAUUGUCUGAUGAUGAAGAACUGAACAAUAACAGAAUAGAAGAGCUGGACGAGCCACCAGAAGAAUUGCCUAUUGUUGUAAAUUGGAAUAAGGAUCUUCCACUAAAUAUCCAGGUUCCAAAAAUUGAUCUUCACAGCUUGAUUCUGGAUUUUACUACUGUUUCAUUCAUUGAUAUGUCUGGAAUGAAGGUCCUGAAAGCAAUAUUAAAGGAAUUCAACAAGGUUGAAGUUGACACGUACAUUGCUAAUGCUGACUGCUCUGUCUUGGAUAAAUUAAAGAGGAGUGAAUUUUUUGACAAAGAUAUUAAAACAUCGAUAUUUUACCUCACGGUUCAUGAUGCUGUUUUAGAUGUACUCGAGAAGAAAGGUUUGGAACAUGAACUAAAGUGUGACCCAGAUAAGGAUCCUGGAACAAUAAUGUCUCUCCACGGCGUUACCAGCGGAACUAUCUAUAUCAACGACCAUGUGGUGGCCACUGAAACUAAAUUCUGAAAUAUUGAGUGUACCAUCUCAAUAAGGAGUCAGUGUUUUGCUCUUUGUCCUGAAUCUUGAGGGACCGGUCCGGAGUUCCCAGCUUUUGUCUUAUGAGUUGUCUUUUACUGGAAACAUUUCUCACUGUACUUUUAAAUACAUGUAUCUGCCUUUUGAAGACUAAAAUUAUUCUUAUUUCUGUUUAGAUAUCACAUAUAUACAUGACAGAAGACACAUUAGUUAUGAACAUAGUAUGAAUUAAUGGCAUGCCCAAAGGCAACAACACCAAAUCACAUAAAACAUGUAAAAGAUCUAGCUUUAAUAAUACUGACAUACAGGAAUUUACACCUUCUUCUGUCUAAAGAAAGACUAGGUAUGAAUUCUCAUUACAUUCAGCCAUUAAUGCGUAUCAUAUUGUAUUAUACUAUAAAAUAUGAAUAGUUCUAACCCCGUACUUCAGCUGAAGCGCCAAUGAUUUUUAUAAAACCUGUAGUAUAAUUUCUAAACAGGUUAUGACUUUUUGAAUAUGAUUUUCAUGUGUUAGGUUUUCUGUGGUAGGAGGACAGAACAAUCGGGGAGAUUUAUCAAAACCUGUGCAGAG